Molecule: messenger RNA, 5236 nt
Organism: Gryllus bimaculatus (two-spotted cricket)
Lineage: Eukaryota; Metazoa; Arthropoda; Insecta; Orthoptera; Gryllidae
Source: the annotation of a GenBank genome assembly
CAGAAGCAUUUUCCGACAGUCAGUGCUGCACCCUAGAGCGAGCGUUGGUGUUCUUUCAGUUUCAACAUGGCGUUCAACGGUGAUGCACCCUCGUCGAAGCGCCAGAGAACGGAAGGUGAAUCCGGCCAGCAUCGGAACCAUGCGGACCAGUACAGUGGCUACGGCGACGAGCCCCGCCGGAAGAGAUCGGAAAAUGACAAGCUGAACCAUGUACUAUUGUUUACCAUCCUCAAUCCAGUCUAUCCAAUCACUGUGGAAGUUCUACACACUAUAUGUUCGCCCAGCGGGCAGGUUCUACGCAUCGUCAUCUUCAAGAAGAACGGCGUGCAAGCUAUGAUAACGUUUGACAGCGUGGAAUCUGCAAAGCGCGCUAAGGAGUCACUGAACGGCGCAGACAUAUACUCCGGCUGUUGCACGCUGAAGAUUGACUACGCCAAGCCUAACAAACUGAACGUGUACAAAAAUGACUCGGAGAGCUGGGACUACACAAAUCCCAACAUGGGAUCUAAGGAAGCCCCACCGGCCGGUCGUCCCGCCCCUCUGCUGCAGGAGCCGCGAUACGGUGCUGGACCUCAGCCCUACCCAGGAGAUGGAAUGCGUGGAGGCGGAGUGCCUCCAUACGGACCAGCUCCUCCAGAUCGCUAUGAUGACGGCUAUCAAAAUGGACCUGGUGGAGGUUCCUAUCCAGAUCACUAUGGAGAUCGUUACCAGCCUGCUGAUAGGUACGGCAUGAAAUCAGAAUACGGAGGGCGUGAACCAUUACAUCCAACACCACCUGGACGUCCUGGCUAUGGACCUCCAGCUUUGGCUCAAACGCCAGGAGGACCUUCUCCACCAGUAUCUCAGCAAGGUUCAGUGAUGAUGGUUUAUGGGCUGGAUAUGGAAAAGGUCAACACUGACAAACUAUUCAAUCUAUUCUGUCUGUAUGGAAAUGUUGUACGGAUCAAGUUCCUGAAGACAAAGGAAGGUUGUGCCAUGAUUCAAAUGGGUGAUGGCUUAGCAGUUGAACGUUGUGUGCAAAACCUCAACAAUGUACCUCUUCUUGGCUCCAAAUUGCAAUUGGGGUUUUCCAAACAGGCAUUCCUUAGUGAUGUGCAGAAUCCAUAUCCACUACCAGACAAAACUCCUUCUUUCAAAGACUUCAUGGGCAACAAGAACAAUCGUUUCAUUAACCCGUCCAUGGCAAGCAAGAACAGGAUACAGCCACCUUCAAAGAUUCUGCAUUUCUUCAACACUCCACCAAAUAUUACUGAGGAAAUGUUAAGCAAAGUCUUUGAAGACAACAAUGUUCCUGUUCCCAAGACAGUGAAAUUGUUCCCUCUGAAAACGGACCGCAGCUCAUCGGGACUCUUGGAAUUUGAUGACAUUAGUGCAGCUGUAGAAGCCCUAAUGAUGUGUAAUCACCUGCCCAUUCACAAUCCCGCAGGGGGAAAAUUUCCAUACAUAAUGAAACUCUGCUUCUCAUCAUCACGUCAGAUUCCUACAUCGCUCCGUGGAGGCAAUGAAUCUGGAGGUGGCAAUCAACAGAAUCAACAAUCACAAGAUGGAAUGAUGAAAUCAGAUAUGAAAGCAGAUAAUAUGCAGUAAACCCACUUACACAUUCUUAUCCUUGUGACCCCCACAACCCUGACGAUUCAGUCCAUGUUAAUUUUUCCUGUGUUAUAUUCUGAAUUGUAAUUUUUAUUGUUAAGUGACAAGAUCAGUUUUUUUCUUUCCCAAUGAUUUUGAGGAAGUUGUGGGUGAAUCACGCUCACAAUUAAUCUUGUAUGUCAUGAAUCAUAGACCAAUGAAUGUUGCUUCAGGGUUUGUGGAUUUAUUCCUUUUCCUCUCUGACAUCCAUCAAACCUUCCAAAUGUUUGCAAAUCUGGCAAAGGCAUUUGUAUCCCAUUAUUCUCCAUAUACUUACUCAUUGUCAAUAAUGGGUAGAAAAAUCCCUUCCUUGCCAAGUUUGCAUGGUAGCUGCAAGGUAAAAGACAAGGCAUGUGUGUAGGAAGUUUACGAGGUGACGUUGGAAGAGUCUGGGAUGGGAUUGUAGACGUUCUUUAAUUGUAUUGACAGUAUAAAUGAUGUUUGAGAGAUCUCAAACCCUUGAAUGAUUUUUUUUAUUAUUAUUUUUUUUUUAUGAGUAGAUCAAUUUUUUAUGUUUGUAUUAUUUUAAUGAGAAACUUGAAAAAGUUAUCUUCUCUGUGAAAGGCCAUGACCCAAAUUGGGGUCCUGAAUGCCCUUAUUUGGUCCCCACAAGUAACGUCUGUGUAAGAGUGAAAAAAUCGCAUCCCAUUCUGCCUAUCUGGCAGGGGAGUGCGCAGAUCCCCACCCUGUCUCCUGACCCCACCCUGUUCCGCCCCUCCUGCCCGUGUGUUGCGCGUGAAGGAAGGCCAGAACUGCAGCCGUGAGGCGCGUCCCAUCCCUGCCCGGGCCGCCCGCUCGCCCGGCACCAAACCACAGUGGCAGCCGCUGCUGUGGUCAAUCUAAAACAUAUCAAGAUAGUGCUUAUAUAUUAAACAACAAAAAAUUGGAAGGAAUACUAUUUUCAAAGUAUCAUUCCACAGUUUUUAAAAUGAGAUGUAUCGGUGUUUUUUACGUGUUAAAUGUCGAACGUGUCUCCCAUUGCCCGUUUGCGUUCUCGGCAGGUAAGCCGAUGCUGUAUUUCUGCACUCUUUGGUCUUCCUCAUCUCUUUUAGUUUUACAUUAAGUUGUUCAAUAAUAGAAUUAUGCCUUUUUAGAUUAUACCUUACGUUGAAGUAGAGUUUUAUUUGUGUCAACAUGUGCAAACAGAUAGAUGUUUGUAUAUGCUCCACAACUAAGAAAGACAGUAGGCUUAAGAAACUAGGAAGUUGUAGACUUCUCUGCCUGGACAAGCAGCAUGACUUCCUCAUUAAGUCCUUUGCUAGUGUCUGUUUUUGGCUUAUUCUCCUGGCCUACAUCCCUUCUGUGUGCUGUCACAGCUGCCAGAAGUAGCUCAUUCCUACCUGCCUCUGCUUCAAGCUGCUUGUUCAGGAGAGUUAUAGUUAGUUCCAUUGUGUUGUAGAGAGUAGGGAGAGACAAAUAAAUCAAUCAUUUGAUUUCGUAAGAGGGGUUUUUUGCCAAAUACUUUCCAUUACAUUCUUUGACCUGUUUUCUUUUUUCAGUUGCACAUUGUUGUUCGCAACCUUGUAGAUUUUUUUUUUAUACCCUAUAGUGUUCCUGUGCUGUGUGCUUUCAGCCUAGCUCUGAGUUCCCAGUGUGAGUUGAGGGAAAGACCUCUUUGUUUUGUACAAUUUGUAGUGUUCGGUUAGCCUCAACAGGCGGUUGCAAGAAGCAUCCAGCAUGUUCAUUGAUGCAUUUGCAUCUGCCUGUUAAUUCCUCCUGCUGCCCAGACCGCAACACCAUUCAAUGUCCUGCCAGUUGAGGCGAUGGCUGAUAAUCGCGUGGACAGGCAGAUCUGGCCAGAGGCCUGGCCUUCUGUAGCUGAGGUGGUAGCAGUGCUGGCGCAGCAGAGUUCAGUCUCUGGUGCAGAUCCUGAGGCUGCGCUCUGCUGGCAUGCAUUCAGUGUACAGCCCAGUCGACACACUGACUAAACUCCCAAUGCCUCACCAUUGCCACAUGGCUUGGUGAAGUUAACACCACGCUGAAGCUACAGAUUCCAUGGACAGACACGGCACGCACCCACUACCUCUACAGAACACUGCCACACUCCCCUGCACAGACACGCAACUCCGUACAUGUACUGGCGGGCAGUGACACUCACAUACAUGUACUGACCUUGCUCAUGUCAUACUUCCUACAACAAUUUUAACAUGCCUUUAUGUCACAGGGUGUUUGUGUUAAGUGUAACAUUUGGUAUUUUUUGGUUUUCUAUCAUGUAAACCACUUUGUCCUAGUUUCCAACAUUGAAACAACAUUAAACAUUUACUGGAUGUGUGCACGCCAAUUAGCAGUUGUCUUGUUUUCAGCUCUGUCUGCUUGUGUACUGUUUUCAUAACUGUGUCAGGCCAGGUUGGCACUUGCUAAUGUCGCUGAUAAAUGCACCAGACAUGAAAAUCAGCUUGCCCGGCACAGAUGGCCCAAGCCACAAGAGAACCGUUGCGGUUAUCUCCCAUCACCUUAACAACCACGGUGCAUCAUCGCCAUUGUAUACUGCACAUUUCAGAUGAACAAUUAUUAUACUAUUUUGUAUACUUUAUGUACUAUAUGGUCACAUCUAUUGCAAGGAAAUGUUUUUAAUUAUUUUGCUUUGAUCAAAGGCAUAGCAUAUUUUAAACAAUUUAGCUGAUGCAUUAAAAACAAGUACGUAUAAAACCAUAUUUAGGCUAGGUGAAUCAAUCAGCGUAGUAGAAAAUUCUUUAAGUGUCGUGGUGCUCCCGUGUACUAAGCAAUGUCACCCCACAAGGCCGAGGCGAUAAUGCUCGACAUUAAAUGUGACCGUUCAUUAAGUGUUGUGGUGACUCAGCCACAGGCAAACCAUGCAGACCUUUCCAAUGGUUAGGAGACGGUACCUGAGUAUUCGUAACAAAUCUUUUAUGAAUCUACUUUUUAGCUGCAAUACUAGAUGUUGCUCCUGGCUUGAGGGCAAGGGAACAGCAGUUUCUGGAUGGGAGAUAGUUUGUGUUCUGAAUUGCUGAGAGUCUUUGAUGUACAAGUAUUAUCCCUAAUAUUAAGGAAUUAUUUUAUAAUAAAUACGCCAUUGGCAGGCAGGGUUUGUCUGAGGGAUUUGCCCCAUGGCGGAGUGCUGCUAAAUUGAUUUACAAUCUUGAGUGACCAUUCUACCUCUGCCGAGAGCCCACCUCUUUUUGACACUUAAUAAACAGUUUCCAUUUAAUUCGUACUGAUUCAAGCUACUUUAGAUGUAGUCCUAUAUUGUUAAAGAAUAAUUAGGAUGUAAGUUGAAACAGCCACUCAGAGUCAAUUAACAAAAAAAAAAUCUUGCAAAUUUAAAGUUGUGAUUUUCUAUGCCUCAGCUUCAUUUGAGUACAUGUGUCAUGUGAGAUAUUGGUAGUUCUCAUAUAUGUAUAUAUAUUGCAUCACAGUCAUAACUUUUCCCCAUUGGUUUUAGUGAAUCAGUGUUGCCGCAAGAGGUAUGAGUGAGUUGAAUUUCUUUUCAUUUUCUGAGGCCUGGGCUUCACAGAGCAGACUUAGCAGUCCUUGCCUACUAUGAGGAAUUCCCGGAUGGUUCUUGGAAGAGUUUGCAAGGAAGCAGGUGACUUGCUCUUGUUUCACUUUGUUCUGGUGAAAAGCAAAAUAAAUGAAUAAAUCCCUU